Molecule: messenger RNA, 587 nt
Organism: Mangifera indica (mango)
Lineage: Eukaryota; Viridiplantae; Streptophyta; Magnoliopsida; Sapindales; Anacardiaceae
Product: protein DELETION OF SUV3 SUPPRESSOR 1(I)-like
Exons: 3
Coding region: 177-398 (73 amino acids)
Biological process (GO): proteasome assembly; mRNA export from nucleus; double-strand break repair via homologous recombination
Cellular component (GO): proteasome regulatory particle, lid subcomplex; proteasome complex
Source: RefSeq, a predicted model, not a curated record
UUGUCUGCCGGUACCUGAGCCCAACUAGAAUUUUAGCGGGCUGAAUGAGCCAGUUGGCCCAUGCCAGCUCCGAAGAAGUCGCUCUAUAUAAGAACAGAGCUAUCGAAUCACAGUCGUUCAGAAGAACAAGAAACCGCACUGAUUCUCUUUCAUUUAGGUUUUUGUCAGCUUAAACGAUGGAAAAGGAAACCAAAGUAGCAACUGAAGAUCUGAAAAUUGAUUUGUUCGAAGACGAUGACGAGUUUGAAGAAUUUGAGAUCAAUCAAGAGUGGGAUGACAAGGAAGAAGGAAAAGACACAACUCAGCAAUGGGAAGAUGAUUGGGAUGAUGAUGAUGUAAAUGAUGAUUUCUCCCUGCAGCUGAGGAGAGAAUUGGAGAACAACACUGAGAAGAGCUAAGCUCUGCUCCCUUGUUUACUGUAAUAGAAAAGCUGUGGAUUGUAUUAGUUAAUGUAUGUUCCCUUGGUGUUGGAGAAUCAGAUUGCUUUUCUUAGGUUUUGCCAGAUGUUGAAAUGAAAAUUUGCUUCUCGAAGUUUUACUAUCCUUUAUCUUUGAUUUAAAGAAAUUAUAUGUUGUGUAUUUGUUGCA